Molecule: messenger RNA, 6693 nt
Organism: Bombus pyrosoma
Lineage: Eukaryota; Metazoa; Arthropoda; Insecta; Hymenoptera; Apidae
Product: protein still life, isoforms C/SIF type 2-like
Exons: 13
Coding region: 1-2265 (754 amino acids)
Biological process (GO): small GTPase-mediated signal transduction; positive regulation of axonogenesis; activation of GTPase activity
Cellular component (GO): synapse; membrane
Molecular function (GO): guanyl-nucleotide exchange factor activity
Source: RefSeq, a predicted model, not a curated record
AUGGCUGUCCGAAUCAUUAAAGGAGACGAGAUCAUGGUAAUUAACGGUGCAAUAGUAAGCGAUUUAGACAUGAUGUACUUGGAAAGUGUGUUGCAAGAAGAAGUUGGUCUAUGUAUGAUGAUGAGAUCUUCGCGAACUGAACCACCAGAUCUUACAGGCAUAAUGAGAGUCACCGAUGACAUAAUCGAGAGUUUGGUUUGCCCGCCACCACCUUCUGAUCCACCGGUUAUAAGCGAAGAAAUGAUUUCCGGUUUAAUCGUUCCAGCCCCCGGAUGGAGCAAAGAAAGUAUCGCACAGGAGUGUACGUCAGCAGCUCACAUGGAAAAUGGCAAACAAACAUCUCGCACAAAUUCAUUCGAAAUAGAAAACUUAUUGAAAACCGCCGAACAAGUAACUGGUAUCUGUCGAUCACCUGGUGAAACAAGAAAAUCUAGUCCCACUGGAAGUGUUGUUAGUUCUCAUUCUCAAGCUAUGACGCCGAGUCGGCAAUUAAGUGAUGCUGAGAAAUUGAAGAAAGUUAUUCUAGAAUUAAUUGAAACUGAACGUACUUAUGUGAAGAACUUAAAUAAUUUGCUGGAGAACUACUUAGAACCCCUUAAACGCGAAACAUUCUUAUCGAAUGCAGAGAUAAACGCAUUGUUUGGGAACAUACAAGAGAUUGUUACAUUUCAACGACAAUUUCUACAAAAUCUUGAUCAUGCGAUCGAGAUGGAAGCUGAUUUCAAUAAUUUCGACCAUCCUAGUCAAUUUAAGGGUGUCCUGUUUUCUAUUGGAAGUGCCUUCUUAUAUUACGUAAAUCAUUUCAAGUUGUACAGUUCAUUUUGUGCUAGCCACUCAAAAGCACAAAAGGUUUUACAUCCAAAUGAAGGAAACCAAGCUUUACAAGAGUUCCUGCAAGCGCGCAAUCCAAGGCAGCAACACUCGUCGACUUUAGAAUCAUACUUGAUAAAACCUAUUCAACGAAUACUGAAAUAUCCGUUGUUGUUACAACAGCUUCGAAACCUAACUGACGAACGAAGUGAAGAGCACCAGCACUUGAUUGAAGCCUUAAAGGGAAUGGAGAAAGUAGCAGAACACAUCAAUGAAAUGCAAAGGAUUCACGAAGAAUACGGAGCUAUCUUUGAUCACUUGUUCAGGCAACAUCAAAAGUCUUGCAAACAGCCGAUCGACUUAAGUCCAGGAGAUCUUUUAUAUUAUGGAGGGGUCGAAUGGCUCAAUAUUUCCGACUUUCUUGGUAAAAUCAAGAAAGGGCUGGAACUGCACGCAAUGUGUUUUGUGUUUAAGUCUGCUGUCGUAUUCUUGUGUAAAGAAAGAUUGAGACAAAAGAAGAAGCUUAUGGGGGUAUCCACCAAAGCGAAUUCCAGUGAGGUAGAAAUAAUUCGCUAUCAAGUAUUAAUUCCUGUAACGGAAGUACAAGUUAGAGCUAGUUCCGCCAAAGAUAUGGAAUCUCAUUUCCUGUGGGAAUUGAUCCACUUAAGAAGUCAAUUACAGAGAAGAUCGGAGAAAGUAUACGUGCUUUCUAACAGCACAACAGAAUUCAGAAAUGCAUUUUUGAGGACGAUACGUCAAAUUAUUCGAGAAUCGGUUCGAAAUAUGAGUAUACCAUCGACGAAACAGAACUUGAGCCAACCACCGAUUACCAUUUCACAACGAAUGUCAACUGGACAUGUUGAAAAGUUUGAGAAACAGUCGGCAAGCCAGGGACAAAACGGCAGUAACAGUAGCGCCGUAACUACCGGUACGCUAUCGAAAAAAACGGUUAAACCGCAAAUAUUGCCAACUUCCCAUAACGUAAAACGAAAAUAUAGCCAAUCGAAGCAAACGGUAGAGCACGAAAGCUCCGAAGAUAAAGAUAUCGAGGAGCCAGCAGGCGCAAUCAAUCAACAGCAAACAACAUUUCGCUCCCGAAGCAAGACUAUCAGCGAUACAUCCGGAGAGGUGAAAGUCGAGAUGGAUUCAGGAACAAAAUCCGAAGGAGAAGAAGAUUCGCAAGCUUUUUUAGCAGGAAGUACGGGUAGUCAGGCGAGACUGAUCCAAUCUUCUCAUCAACCGGAAAAUUAUCAGCCGAUCGCAGUCAAGGAACUUGGUUCGCCGAUUUGGAAACCACGGGAAUUACCCUCGCUAGGAGAGUCUACGACGUUGCCACGUAAGGGUAAGUCGGCCAGCGAGUUUGGGGAUAUAAGCUCAUCUCAUAGCGCCUCCCGAAAGUCUCUGAUAGAAAUCAAUAAUUGUGCUCAACAAUCUAACUGUAAUAACCACGUUUAAAUUAAAUAGAUGUUAACUGAUUGACGAACCAUCGAGUUAAGUUUAAAAACCGUGCAACAGAAUAAACCAAAUAACUACUCAAUUACCGUGUAAACUGUAAAAACUAGCGCUCGCUUGCCGCCCACGCGGAAUACUUAAUUAAACUUUAACGCUACGCGUUUCCCUCCUUGCACAUCUCCUUCUUCUCGUUUCGUCUUCCAAACGCGCUACGCGUUAUAAAACGUCGUUGGUGCUACUCCUCUGUACAACGAACGAUAUUCAAUUGUUUGACAGGAGAGAAUCUUAAAGAAGGGAGAGAACUUUGCUUUUAAUGGGAAACAAGCUUUCCCACGAAACAAACGGAGAACGUUUCGGUACAUGUCUUAUGCGCAACUGGUAAUAAUUCCAGAAGAAAUCGUACUCAGACUCUUUUCUCCGUUCUUUUGUCAGCUAUCUUUCAAUCUUUCACCUAUUGUCGAAUAAAGACGCGAUAUUGCUAUUCGCUGCUACCAUCAUAUUGUAAUCAAAAUCAAACAUUAAUUGUAUUAAAAAAUACAAAUAUCACGCAUACACUGACAUGUACAUACGUAAAUAAGUAAGUACAUACAUAUAUACUUGUGCGCGCACAAACGCAUACACGCACGCACGCAUAUAUGUAGACUGCAUAGAUAUACGUUAUUCAACCAACAAUAUUAACAGGCAGUAAACGAUUUUAACGAAUACCGCAAGACUCUCUCUCUCUCUCUUUAUCUAUUAUUACUACUAUUACUGCUACUGCUAGUAUCAUUGUUACUACUAUUACAACUACUACCACUUACUCUUACUACUGCUGCUACUGCUGCCGUUGCUACCACACUACUUCUGCAAUUACCGUUGCUGCUGGCUCUUCUGUUGCUGUUGCUGGUGCUGUUGCUGGUGCUGCUACUACUACUGCAUGCUCGUACUACUACUGCAUCGUACAAUGAAGUGAUUCUUUUUUAAAAUAUUUGGGUGGAAAUUAAGGAUUAAUUUUUAACCAAUUUUAGGUUAAAUGUAACUAUUUUUACCAAUGUAAGUGUAACUAUUUUCAUGUUUUUUUCUGCGUGGACGGCAAUGCGAUACAACGUAAUAAACUCUGUAUAUAAUGUAAUAUUGACGCGAUCAAUAUUGUCAUUCUUUCGUUAUAGGGAAUUUUAUUUUUAAUGUUACUUAAACUUUAUUUUUAAUGCUACUUAAACUAAACUAGGAUAUUCGACGCUAAAACUGUAAGGAUGAAUUUAUGAAUUUGUUGAUUUCUGGAUUUGUAGGUUUGCAGGUUAUUAGCUUAGUGAAUGACAAAGAGCGUAACGAUACGCGCAAUGGUAUCGGAUUGAUACCAUUAAAGAAAAUCAUUACGGUAAUAUAUGCGUUUAAACUUUAAAUGUACCACUAAUAUAAUACAGUUCGCAAUCAGUGAAACAAGUGUCUGCGUGGAAUACCGUCGAAACAUCGAUAUAUAAAUAUCACAAAAAUUAACGAUAUUUGACGCGUAACGCCCUGUUAUUGAAUACUAAUAUAAGUUAACAUGAUAUCGAGGGAUAAAUACUUGUAAAUUAGAAAACAGAAAGUAUAUCUAUAUCUACAUAUAUAUAUAUAUAUAUAUGUAUGUAUAUAUAUAUAUGCAGAGUAAUUCUCUUGCUAGUUAACUCGAAGGAAACGUUGCUUCACCGCAGUGAUAACGCCGUGUCGGUAUAUGUGAUCUGUCACAUUCAUCACUAAAAGUCAAUAUCGGCACUGUGUUAGUGCAGAGAUGGCUAUGUGUUGUAUAUAUGUAAAAUGAAAAUGAGAGUAAAUGAUCCAUGGAGUGAUUAGCGACGCUGCUUUUGAGUCGGCUAGCGAAAAAAUCACCCUGUACAUAUGCGCGUAUGCAGCGACGUGCAAAAAUAUUCGGUCAUCAUUUAGAACAGAAUAACCUCUUUAAAAUUAGUCCAAACGAUUUGACUUUUCUUGACAAGUUAGUAGAAUUAGCUUAUUACAUGAUGUGUAAAAAAGAUUUUGAAAAACUUACAACGAAAUGACGAAGAAAAUAGUAAAGAUCACUUUUUACAAUUUUUUUAUUUCACUAAGCAAUGAAGCUCUAAACGAUAUCUCUUAUAAAUUUAUGUCACUUAUGCUAUAUGUGCUAAAAAUUUCAUCGAAUUCAGUUGAUGCAGAAACAAGCGACAGGCAUCGAGUAACGUAAGAAUCUUUAGAUUCAUUACGGUUAUAGGCUGAAACUCGUGGAAAAUUGCGAUUUUCGUCAUUUUUAAUCGUUCCUAGCUCAUAGGAAUGUUAACCAAUUUCGAUCAAAUUUUUUAUAACUGACAUAAAUGGCAAAACAUACUUUUCAAAUUUCCAUUACAGACUUAGAUAAAAAAAAGGUUAUAAAAGAACGAUCUUUAUUAUUUUUUUCGCAUUUCCGAUCAAUUGCAAUUUCGUCAAAAUUUUGUUUACACAACAUUUAGUAAACUAAGCCUUCUAUCUUUUCAAAAAGACAUAAGUCGUUUGGUCCAAUUAAAAAAAUUUUUGUUUUGUUUUACAGGGUGUCCGCACGCCAUUUUUGCACGCCACUGUAUAUACAUAUAUAUACAUAUAUAUAUACGUAUGUGCGUGCGUGAACGUAUGUGCGCUCGUGGGUGUGUGUAUAUAAAUAAAAUAUAUGUAUACAGGAUGGGAGUAAAUGGUUGUUCAUAAAUCUAAGGAUAUCUAUAUCAAACGAAGCGAAUCGUAUAUACAUAAGUAAAAACUUACUUACGUCUAUGCACUCACUGAUACAUCCUAUACUUUUCUUCUAUGUUUUUCUUUUUUAUUUUGAAAAGAAAAAAGGAGUUGCUGUGAAAUAGUAUAAAUCGAUAACGAUAGAAGUAACGUAAUACAUUGGGCAAUUAAAAUAUAUCCCUAAAUUUUUGAACACUACUUGGAAUCAUCCUAUAUAUACAUGUACGUGUACACAUAUUAUCUAUAUGAAUGACACGCAUAUAUGGAUGCAUAAUCAAAAUACGAUAUAUUUUCUUUUAAACAUUUCAUAGGGAUACCAUCAGUGGUAUAAAUCGUUUGUGUCGGACAAGACAACUAUUAGAUUUAUUAUGCUAAUUUCUUGUUGAAACAAGUAAUGAAACGAAAAAUUUAACGUAAGGUUUAUUUCAUUUCAUUUCAUUUCACUUCGUUUCAAUUCGUGUUUCGUUUGCACUUCAUUUUGUUUCAUUUCGCACUAAUUUCAUGAAUAAUAGUAAAUAGUUCGAUGCGUUACGAAAUGUGAAUUUAAUUUUUCUUCGUCAAAAUGCCAGUAUAUUCGUUAGUCGUGUCUUCCAAUUAAUCUUUUUCAUGUUCGACACUACCGAUUUAAAUAUGAAUCCCUUGUGUAAGAAAUUUCAAAUUUCCGGUCAUCCAGUAUACUUGAUCUAACAAACUGGAUAUACUGAAGAAACGAAACAACAAUGUAGCGAGAUAUACUUCGCGCGACAUUCAUUUAAAAAAGAAUGAGAAAAGAGCACAUAAGAAAUUUAAAUUUGAUCAAUCAAUUGGUCGUUCUAUUUGAUCGGCAACUAUUCCAUCAUUAGUUUCACUAUCUUGUUGCAUACACGAAUAUGUUUAUCGUGCAGCAAUUAUGUACAAUGAAAAAGCUUGGACUUUGUUUUAAAUCCUCCUCGCACGCAUUUGUAUUAACAAAUUUAUUCAAUAAUUAUCUUUACGAAAAACAAAAAUCACACAUGCUAUUAAUACAUUUAUCAGAUUCUGUAAUUUCGUAGAAUUACAUUACAAAUGAUAGGUCACCACGCUGUUGAUCAUGUUUACUAAAAAGUAUGUCAGUGUGUGUGUGCGUGUGUCGGUAAUGCAUCCUGCUUGUUUUAUCGCGUUUCGUGAAUACUUUUACAAAAGCAACCUGUAUCAAAGAAUUUGUUAAAAUUUAAUUUAUAAAUUUAUUUAAACAUCUUUCUAUAUCAGCGGCUCGAAAUUAAAAUACUAGUAUUUAAUUCAGUACACAAAUAGAGAUAUUAAAGUUCGUCUAUGAGUUUCAGUCAAAAAAUAUUUUGAAAGGUAUUUCGUGUUAGCUUUCACUCUAUUUCGAGAGAUUUUACAGAGAAACGAUUAAAAUGUAUAAAAGUUAAUGGAAGGAAUGUAAUAUUUUGGGGGGCGGGGGGGGGGGGGGGGUUUAUGAAUAUACGAAUACAUCUGCAUAUUACUACCGAAACUUGGAAAUCUAUGUCAAGUAUCUUUGAAAGAUCAUGGUUGAAAAUCGUUUUCUACGCUCCGCUUCCGCUUGAAAUUUGCGUAUGUUCACUUGGAACAUGUAGGAAAAAUGACACACGCGGGCAAUAAAAAAACGUAUUGAAUGAGUAUUGUAUACUAUUGAAUAUUGUACAUAACGAAAGAAUAAACCGAAUAAGACCAAAUACGACAAAUUAUAGGAAACAAAUAAAAAGGAGUAGAAGAAGAGUAGCAAGAAAGGAA